Molecule: messenger RNA, 6753 nt
Organism: Elgaria multicarinata webbii
Lineage: Eukaryota; Metazoa; Chordata; Lepidosauria; Squamata; Anguidae
Gene: CNTN1
Product: contactin 1
Exons: 26
Coding region: 728-3823 (1031 amino acids)
Biological process (GO): brain development; cell-cell adhesion; axon guidance
Cellular component (GO): plasma membrane; axon
Molecular function (GO): cell-cell adhesion mediator activity
Source: RefSeq, a predicted model, not a curated record
UAUUUUAGUAAGCUGAUCAAUAUAUUCCCAUUACUGCCUGCAAUGCUGGCUGCAGGAAUAUUCAGAUGCACCGAAUAUUUCAGUGCGUGUAUUAUGCAUGUUGUGCUCGUUGCUUGAGUCUCGGAGCUGAAUGACAAAGAUCUCAACAUGACCGGAUGAUCUUUUGCAGAAAGUGACUGCAGUGAGAUGCUUUAUAAUACCAGGCACACAGGGCAGGGCAGGGCUGUAUGGGACAGCCUGUUUAAGAAGAUAUAAAUCCUUGAGCUUACAGUGCACAGAAUGCUUGAUUUGAAAGUGUUGCAGCCAUCAAGAAAGCCAGUUUCCAGGCUGUCUAGUCUGUUUUCUCCAGAAGGUUGGCGGAGAGAGAACGGCUGUGCUUUGCUCUGAGGUCACAGCUUGAAAUCUCCUCUCUCUCUCUUUCUCUCUCGCUUUUUUAAUUUGCUUUCUGCCGCAGGAGAGGAUCUUUGAAGUUUAUUGGUGCAACCCUGUUUGUAUGUGUGUUUCAUAACGUAAACUUGACAUACUUAGUAUGGACAAAAAGACAAAAGGGAACUCUUCAUCUAAGACUCGGAGCAUGAGGAGCCCCAGUGACAAAACGUCUCAGACCCAGUGACAAAGCAUUUGCAAACAAGCGAGUUAAGCAACUGGGCAAGGAGAAACUAUUUUCAAUUAUCUGAAGUUCAGUGUGGCAAGACAGAAAUCCUUGUGAAUUAAUAUCCUUGUGAAGAUGAAGCUGCAGUCUUUAACCAGUCAUUUUGUUACAACCUGUUUCAUUUUCUGCCUGGCAGGCCUGAGGUGCUCAAGUGCUGCAGGAGGUUCUGUACGGGAUAUGAUCCAUGGGGUGACAGUCCAUGUGCGAGAUGAACUAAAAGGUUAUGGGCCAAUUUUUGAAGAACAGCCCAUUGAUACAGUCUAUCCAGAAGAAUCUCCAGAUGGAAGAGUUUCAAUGAACUGCAGGGCUAGAGGAAUCCCUACUCCCACUUACAAGUGGCAACGUAACAACUGGGAUGUUGAUAUUAAAAUGUCAAAGGAACACCACAGUAUGGUAGGAGGUAACCUGGAAAUCAAUAAUCCUGAGAAAUCAAGGGAUGAAGGAACCUAUGUUUGCAUAGCAUACAAUAUACAUGGAACUAUAAGGAGCCGGGAAGCAACUUUAAACUUUGGAUAUUUAUAUCCUUUUACACCCGAAGAAAGAUAUGCAGUAAAAGUACGGGAAGGCGUGGGUGCUGUCCUUCUCUGUGACCCUCCACCUCAUUAUCCAGAUGAUCUGAGUUACCGCUGGGUUUUGAAUGAUUUCCCAGAAUUCAUCACUUUGGAUAAACGGCGAUAUGUGUCACAAACAAAUGGCAAUCUCUACAUUGCCAAAGUUGAAGCAUCAGAUAAAGGCAACUAUUCUUGCUUUGUGACCAGUAACUCAAUCACUAAGAGUGUAUUCAGCAGUUUCAUUCCACUCAUUCCCCAAUCAGAUCGUUCAAAAGGCUAUCUACCAGAUAUCAGAGUGAAGUUCAAGGACACAUACGCACUUUUAGGACAAAAUGUGACACUGGAGUGCUUUGCACUUGGAAAUCCUGUUCCUGAGAUAAGAUGGAGUAAAUAUCUGGAACCUAUGCCAAUCAAUGCAGAUAUAAGUAUGUCAGGUGCCGUCCUCAAGAUCUUCAACAUUCAGUUUGAAGAUGAAGGAACAUAUGAAUGUGAAGCUGAAAAUCAUAGAGGAAAAGAUAAAUAUUCAGCAAAAGUUUAUGUUCAAGCAUAUCCAGAAUGGGUGGAGCACAUUAAUGAGACAGAGAGAGAUGUAGGAAGUGAAUUCCAUUGGCCAUGUGUAGCUGCAGGCAAGCCUCUUCCAACAAUUCGAUGGCUGAAAAAUGGAUUACCGUACUGGAAAGGAGAUUUGAGAUUUUCUAUGCUAAAGCUUGAAGAUACUGGCAUGUAUCAAUGUGUAGCUGAAAAUAUACAUGGAAUGAUUUAUUCAAAUGCUGAGCUGAAAGUUAUCGUUUUAGCUCCAACCUUUGAAUUCUACCCAAUGAGGAAAGAAGUCUUGGCUGCUAAAGGAGGUCAAGCUAUAAUUGAGUGCAAGCCUAGAGCAGCUCCUAGGCCAAAACUCACAUGGAGCAGAGGGACAGAAAUUCUUAGAAACUCAACCCGGAUACGUAUUUGGUAUGAUGGAAGUCUGGAAAUUAUUAAUGUCACAGUAGCAGAUGCAGGCAACUAUACGUGUUUUGUGGAAAAUAACAAAGGAAAAGCUAACAGCUCUACAACUCUUUUAACCACAGCUCCGACGAGGAUUGUUUUAGCACCAACUAAUAUUGAUGUCACUGUUGGACAGAAUGCUACCAUGCAGUGCCUGGCAUCCCAUGAUCCUUCUUUGGACCUGACCUUUAUUUGGCUUCUCAAUGGAUAUCCAAUAGAUGUUGAUAAAGAGAGUGAUUAUUAUGAAAGGUCCAUCAUGAUAAAGGCCAAUGGUGAACUUAUUGUCAAAAAUGCCCAGCUGCGGCAUGCUGGAAGAUACACAUGUGUAGCUCAGUCAAUUGUUGAUAAUGCCACCGCUUCAGCCGAUCUUGUUGUGAGAGGUCCUCCAGGCCCGCCAGGAGGACUCAAAGUAGAAGAAAUUAAAAACACAUCUGUAAUUCUUACUUGGAGCCGUGGGACAGAAAAUCAUAGUCCUAUUUCAAAUUACACUAUACAGGCAAUGACAUUUCUUUCUGACUACUGGAAGGAUAUGAAAACAGAUCCCCUAGUUGUUGAAGGAAAUGUAGAGUCAGCUAAAGUGAUCGAUUUAAUCCCAUGGAUGGAAUAUGAAUUUCGGAUAAUGGCCACUAAUAUUUUAGGGAGAGGAGACCCUAGUAUUCCAUCACAGAAAAUUCGAACAGAAGGAUCUCCACCCAACGUGGCUCCUUCAGAUGUUGGAGGAGGGGGUGGCAGCAACCGAGAACUGACAAUAACAUGGAUGCCUUUGCCAAGAGAGUAUCACUUCGGUAAUAAUUUUGGAUAUGAAGUAGCCUUCAAGUACUAUGGUCAAUCUGAAUGGAAACGAGUUACAGUUCCUCAACCUGAAGCUAGUCGGUAUGUCCAUAAGGAUGAAUCAAUGCCCCCUUCAUCGAAGUUUCAAGUAAAAGUGAAAGCAUUUAAUAACAAAGGAGAAGGACCAUCUAGCCUUACUUCUAUCAUCUUUUCAGCACAAGAUGCUCCUAAUGAAAGUCCUAAACAUGUGAACGUAAAAGUCCGAUCAUCCACAGAAGCUACUGUUUCUUGGCAGCAUAUUUCGAAUCCAGCUGUUACUCGGUAUGAGAUCCGUUACUGGUCCAGUCGUCAGAGAGAAAUAUCCGCAAAUAAAAUAGAAGUAGGCAGUCAGAAUUUUUCUGUAAGGUUGGAAAACCUGAAGCCUGACACACAAUACUAUGUAGAUGUGGCAGCUGUCAACACAGCAGGCAUUGGACCAACCAGUUCUCUUUUUACUUUUACUACAGAAAAAGCACCUCCAAGACAGCGACCAAGAAUUAUCAGUUCUGUAAGGUCUGGUUCAAAGUACAUCAUCACAUGGGACCAUGUCAAGUCACAAUCCAAUGAAUCCACUGUGAAAGGCUAUAAAGUGCUCUAUAGACCAGAUGGCCAAUUUAAUGGCACGCUGUUUAAGACUGGUAAACAUUAUAUAGAAGUUCCUGCCCCUGUUAAAGGUCAAUAUGUUGUUGAGGUUCGAGUGCACAGUGAAGGGGGAGAUGGAGAAGUAGCUCAAGUAAAAAUUCCAGGACUUGCUGCUGGUGUAUCACCUAGUUGUCUUGGUUUAUUGCUGCCUGCCAUUGGUAUCCUUCUCUACUUGGAAUUCUGAAUGUAGCUGGAUAUAAUAUGUCCUCAAUUUAGUGCAAAAGACCUUCCACCCUGAGAAGAUUUCAAUUCUUUUUUGAUUCCUGUGGCACCAUCCUAAGCCAAAUAAAUUUCCUUUUCAAGCAAAUUAUCCUCCCGAUUUAACUGGACUUAAAAGACUGAGGCAUCCAGGAACUCCUUCAUCAAGCAACUCAACUUUUGAAAGUUUGAGGAAUGAUUUUUAACUUGUUCCAAUUAUGCCUUAUAAAACACUUGUGCUGAUCUGCGACAGUUGCAUGGUUCGGUCCAAUGGGGCAAGUUACAGUGUUAAAAUCCAAUAACAUAGGCUGUACAGUAAAAGUAAAAUCACCGCACAUAGGUGCUUUAACUUUAAUAACAAAUUGUGAAAACAUAAUAGAGAUUGAAAUGUUGAUUGUAUGUGGUAUAUGUAGGAGUAACUACGUUUGUCCGUACUAUCCUAUCUGUUUCGUGCACUGCAUAUUUUUGAAUGGCCCCUGUCAUUUAUGACUUUUCAGGUUUUUAGAGAUACAGUCAAAGCAAAAACAUUGCACUCAUUUUUUGUUUUUACAUCUUUUCUUGGAGUGGCUAAAUGUCAAUUGAGAACACUGGAAUCCAAGUUCAAUGGAUCUUAUUUCAGAUGGAUUUAGAACUGUUAUAUGAGUAUUAACAGUAAAGGACUUUCUGGCACCUUAAUUUUAAAAUGAUACUUUUAACUCACCAUGUUGUUUUAGAAACAAAGCUAAUCAAGCCAAGUGUGAAUUUUCUCAGUCACAGAGAGAUUUAUUUUGCUGUAAGUGGUAUUAAUAGCUAUAUAAGCAAAUUUACUUACUGCCACAUAUGAGUAAUUCCACUUCUAUAAUAAAUUACAAGAUAUAAAUUCCAACAUUAUAAGGAGCUUGUUUUUUACUAGCCAUUAUAAUGGCAUGAUGGAAACUUGAAAAAAUGAUUCCAUAAUAGGAUCAAUAUUAAAAUGGGUAGAGUAUUUAAAGUGGUAUUUAAAGCUCAAAUCACCUACAUUAAUAAUAAAAGGGAUAUGCAGUAAAAAGACAAAGUAGCACAUAGCAAAACUUAUCCUGAGAUUUAUUUUUUUGUGACACACAUAUUGCCUUACUUUAGUGAAGGCUAACCAUUAAGGAGAAUGAUUUGCAUUUUCCAAUAAAUUAAUAUUGUUCUACUUCCUAGAGCUGUAAAUAAGAGUUGUAAAGUUCUAACAUGUUUUUUCCCUAUUUAAUGAUCCCAAGAGAUAGAUGUUAUUAAAAUUCAGGCAGAUCUCAACCAUUCUGUCUUCUUUAAGUAUUAGUUACCUUUUCAAAACUGGAGUUCUCAUAGGGGAUACAGAAUGUCUUUGUUCUGACUGUUUCUGUGCUUUAUUUAAAGUUAUUAAAAAGAAAUACGUAUUUCUUUUGGACUCCAUGGUGUGCUGGGAAUUUGGUGUGAAUGUUGGGGGGAAAACUCACCCCUCGUGAUAUUAAAUCAGCUGGCUCAAGUAAUAGUGCAAUGUCUGAUGCUUCAAGAAUUAUAAGCUUUGAAAUCAUAUUUUAUUAGCACAGUCUUGCUAGCUGCUUUAGAAAUAGAAUUUAACUUUUUAGGACUGAUACUGUAGACGCCCAUAAUAAUACUAUCUACAUCAAGCAAGAACAAACCUGUCAAUACUUUACACCUCGUCUUUAAUUUGUAUGAUUUUUGUACUAUAUAUUUACAUUCUAAAAGUCUAGACUUGUAUUCAUAAACAAUAUCAAUAAUACUGUUCAUUUUGACUCUUUGUUACAAGUUGAAACUUUUUUAAAAGUAGGUGAAAAUGAUAAUUUCCCUAUAGAAGAAUGUUAAAAGCUACACAAGCUUUACUGACUUUCAUAAAUUAUGUAAUUAUUUUAAAGAAAAUAAGAUGUCUUCAUGCAUAAGGAACUAAUACCUUGGAAGCCUUCUGUGAUAUAUUUUAAUUUGGUUUAGUUUUUAUGCAGUAUGACUUAUUUUUAUAUAACCUACAAACACAUUUUUUUGCCAAAAUGCAUGAUUGCCUUUUAAUUUUCUAACACAUGUUAUAAGGAACAGAACCAGACUGUUUUUGCAUGAGGAAAAUUUGGAAGGCCAAAGCACACUUCUUUAAUUUAAUCUUCAACACAGAUGAGGUAGAUGUCAUCACUCAUACUAAUUAGCUAAUCCCAGAUUUACAUUGUUCCACACAAUUGUACAAUUUUUACUGGGAGAUUCAGUUCCCAGCAGUUGUCAGCACAACUAACUAUAUACUGUAUCAUCUGCUUUACAAUGCAAGGUUCUUAAUUAAAGUUUAUAUAGAUAGACACGUUGGUUGUUUCUUUGUAUUUCAGACAAUAUUGAUAUUAGUAUUAUUAGAUACUGGUGAUUUUUGAAUUUUUUUUAAAGUUACUUUUUAUUAUUUUCUUUCCUAUUGAGUAGAACUGGACCAUGCUCUGUCCAUUUUAUGGUUGAAAAUAAAUUAUAAUUAAAUAAAUGUAUUAAUGGUACUCCAAAUGUAACAAUUGUCAUUUGCGUUUUCCAGGGGUUUAAGUAGAUUUGUUUGUGUGCGAGAGAGACAUAGAGAAGGUGGGGAGAGUGGAAGAAACAUUAUCCAUAGAAACAAAUGGUCAUCUGGAAGCUUUUCAUCAUCAUGUGACCUACGGAUGAAAUGGCACCCCUCUCCUUGAUCGUUGAGUUUCCCCUAUCUAACUGAUUGUGCUUGGAAACAUUACCAUGCUCAUAUUUGGCAUUUUUUUAAAAAAAACACCAUAAAGAAUUGAGUAUUGCUUUAGUCAAAGUAAAUAUUUAUCUUGUCUGCGACUUCAGAAUCUUUCAAUGUUGCUUGAUAGCUACCAUAAUUGUACUGGAUAGUAGAGCAGAAAGAAAGACAGUGCUGUGAAAUUGUACAAUGAUUUGCAUAAUGACCAAAGAUAUAAAACUUAUUCACAUUAUAGUCCC